Molecule: messenger RNA, 645 nt
Organism: Etheostoma spectabile (orangethroat darter)
Lineage: Eukaryota; Metazoa; Chordata; Actinopteri; Perciformes; Percidae
Gene: h3f3c
Product: H3 histone, family 3C
Exons: 4
Coding region: 197-607 (136 amino acids)
Cellular component (GO): nucleosome
Molecular function (GO): structural constituent of chromatin; DNA binding; protein heterodimerization activity
Source: RefSeq, a predicted model, not a curated record
AAGUUCCACUGUUUACCAAUGAUGGCAGUUGCAUUGUGGGAGACAGAUGAUUGACACGGCCGCCAUUUUGCUCCUGCUCGCUCCGCUUCCAUUGUGUGAGUGAUAGUAAAUAUCUGACACUGCCAGACAACCACAACUCACUUGUAUCCUCGCGGAGAAAAAGCGCCUAAUUCACCCUUGGUGACUCUUCAUCGUAAUGGCUCGUACCAAGCAGACUGCCCGUAAGUCCACUGGAGGAAAGGCUCCUCGUAAGCAGCUGGCCACCAAGGCUGCUCGCAAGAGUGCCCCCUCUACUGGAGGCGUCAAGAAGCCCCAUCGCUACAGGCCUGGCACCGUGGCUUUGCGAGAGAUCCGUCGGUACCAGAAGUCCACUGAGCUGCUGAUCCGUAAGCUGCCCUUCCAGCGCCUGGUGAGGGAGAUUGCUCAGGACUUCAAGACCGACCUGCGCUUCCAGAGCGCCGCCAUUGGAGCCCUGCAGGAGGCCAGUGAGGCGUACCUGGUGGGUCUAUUCGAGGACACCAACCUGUGUGCCAUCCAUGCCAAGCGUGUCACCAUCAUGCCCAAAGACAUCCAGCUGGCACGCCGCAUCCGCGGAGAGCGCGCUUAGACGGCCUCCCCAUGUUUCACCUCUGUCCUGUUUUUCUU